AUGUUUUGUCAUGUUACAUGGAAACUUGACAUGUCAUCAUUUUGCAGAAACAGAGCACUUGGGCCAAUCAGGGAAUGGACACUUGAGGACUGUGUCAGAGUCCACAAACUCCUAGAAAUAGUUCUUCUUGACCAUGAUGCUGCUUUAAGAUGGAAGGAGCAAUGUGCCAAGUACUCUCCUUACUCCACAUACUUUGAGGGCAGACUCAGCUCUGCCAUGCCCAACUCUGUGUACAACCAAAGUAACAACUCAGAAAAUGGAAACCAUUCAGUAGUUGGACAAACUGCAGAAUCUCUUGCAUCAAACGAGGUUGCAACAAUAAUUACUGGACAAGCCUAGUACUCUUCCAUUUG
Humulus lupulus (European hop) is the source of this 353-nucleotide messenger RNA. RefSeq names its product N-terminal acetyltransferase A complex auxiliary subunit NAA15-like. The record is from RefSeq and is a predicted model, not a curated record. Lineage: Eukaryota; Viridiplantae; Streptophyta; Magnoliopsida; Rosales; Cannabaceae. The transcript has 3 exons. Bases 1 to 339 code for a protein of 112 amino acids.